Molecule: messenger RNA, 1297 nt
Organism: Corticium candelabrum
Lineage: Eukaryota; Metazoa; Porifera; Homoscleromorpha; Homosclerophorida; Plakinidae
Product: peroxisomal membrane protein PMP34-like
Exons: 9
Coding region: 139-1191 (350 amino acids)
Biological process (GO): transmembrane transport
Cellular component (GO): peroxisomal membrane
Molecular function (GO): NAD transmembrane transporter activity; coenzyme A transmembrane transporter activity; FAD transmembrane transporter activity
Source: RefSeq, a predicted model, not a curated record
AUGAUCACGCUGGUAAGGAUGGUACACUGAAGAAAAAAGCAAACUAGUUACUCCAGGAAAAGAAAAUUGGGAUUGGAAAGUGGCCUGAAAAACCUACCCUCAGAUGUUAUGGUUGUCCUCGACUGUUAGGUGGCAUAGAUGAACGAACUGGGCUGCUGUGGCAUACAAGGGAUUUGGAAAAGGGGAGGGGCUGCCUUGUGUAUGAGACCACGUGAUCUUUCGAGACCACGUGACCUUCGUGGUCACCCGACCGUUGACCAAACCAGCGGUUCUAUGGCGGAGUUAUUCUCUUAUUCCAACCUUGUCCACGCCGUAUCUGGAGCAGCAGGAAGUGUGACCGCUAUGACGGUAUUUUUUCCUUUGGAAACGGCUCGAACAAGACUACAAGUUGAUGAAGAAAGGCGGGCAGCUAAUGCGUUUGUUGCAUUGUCUGACAUUGUUAGGGAGGAAGGAUGGACAUCUCUCUACCGAGGUCUAGCACCCGUAUUGACAGGUGUAUGCUGCUCAAAUUUUGUCUACUUUUACACUUUCAAUGGACUCAAAGCUGUAGUGAAACAUCAUAGCAUUCCAGUCAGUGCACUAACAGAUCUAUUGAUGGCAUCAGUCGCUGGCAUAGUCAAUGUAGUGACUACCACGCCACUGUGGGUAGUCAAUAUGCGAAUGAAACUUCAAGGGGCCAAGCUUAAGUCGAAUGCAAAAAUUGGUGCAAGACCAUACACGGGCGUUCUAGAUGGGUUGGUUUGUGUUGCUCAACAGGAAGGCAUAGGAGCACUGUGGUCAAGUGUUGGGGCAUCGUUGUUGUUGGUCUGCAAUCCCUCUAUUCAGUUCAUGAUAUAUGAAAGCCUGAAACGAAUCAUCCUCAGAGAUAACGACACUGUUAGUGCUUCUAAAAUCUUUGCCAUAGGAGCCUUGGCAAAGGCAGUGGCUACUAUAGUAACAUAUCCAUUGCAGAUAUCUCAAGCCAGGCUUCGAGCAGGACUGUCACAAUCAUCCAAUAGACGAAGCCAGUGGCAUAUCUUCACACGAACUUUUAACUGUUUACAGGAGAUAGUUCGGAAACAUGGAUUUGCUGGCAUAUACAAAGGACUCGAGACAAAGUUGUGGCAGACAGUGUUGACUGCUGCUUUGAUGUUUUUAUGCUACGAGAAGAUUGCCAGGUUCAUAUUUUCUAUAAUGGGAAUAAAGAAGUGAAUAUGGUAGCAAUGGUUGGUGCUUGUAUGUAUAACAAUGGGUUUGGCCAUGAUAUCUAUCUGUUUUAUUGCUUGUGGGGUAAAUGAAUAGAUUGAUUUAGGCUUGU